Messenger RNA from Aspergillus puulaauensis, 903 nucleotides. RefSeq lists its product as uncharacterized. The coding region runs from base 1 to 903 and encodes 300 amino acids. The transcript has 2 exons. Lineage: Eukaryota; Fungi; Ascomycota; Eurotiomycetes; Eurotiales; Aspergillaceae. The record is from RefSeq and is a predicted model, not a curated record.
AUGAAGAUCGCAGCUGUUAUGUCCGCCUUGAUGGCCGCUGGCCUGGUUGCUGGUGCUCCUCCGGCGCCUCGCCCAACUGACCUCUCCAACCCGCCUCCUCACAAUGGCCCUAACGUCGCUGUUGCUGGCAACGGCAAGCGUGACGAGCACCCUCCUCCGCCCAAGCCCACCGACAACAACCCCCCUCCUCACCACGAUGGUGGAAACGGCAACGGCAAGCGUGGAGAUGUGCCCCCUCCCCCCAAGCCUACCGACGGUGAAUUCCCGCCUCAUAAGGGAGAUGGAAACGGCAAGCGUGGUGACAUCCCGCCCCCUCCUAAGCCUACCGACGGCGAGCUCCCUCCUCCUAAGGACGAUGGCCACGACAACGGAAAGCGUGGCGAUAUCCCACCUCCCCCGAAGCCUACAGACGAUCACCACCCACCCAAGGGAGAUGGCAAGCGUGACCAGCUUCCUCCUCCUCCCAAGCCCACCGACGGAGAGGUUCCCCCUCCCCACGACAACGGAAAGCGUGGCGAUGUCCCGCCCCCUCCUAAGCCUACUGAUGGCGAGCUUCCUCCUCCCAAGGAUGAUGGCCACGACAACGGCAAGCGUGGUGACAUCCCUCCUCCCCCCAAGCCCACCGACGGCCAGGCCCCUCCUCCUAAGGAUGAUGGCCAUGACAACGGAAAGCGUGGCGAUGUCCCUCCUCCCCCUAAGCCUACCGAUGGCCAGGCUCCCCCUCCCAAGGAAGAUGGCGACGACAACGGCAAGCGUGGUGACAUCCCUCCUCCCCCCAAGCCCACCGACGGCCAGGCCCCUCCUCCCAAGGAUGAUGGCCAUGACAACGGAAAGCGUGGUGACAUCCCUCCUCCCCCUAAACCCACCGACGGCCAGCUCCCUCCCGCUCCUACCGUGGUUUGA